AUGACAGAGUUCCAUCCAAGCCUGUUCAGAAGAAAGUGUAGGGCAGAAGGGCCAGCCGAUAUGGAGCUGGAUAUAAAGCCUGCUCCGAUUCCUCAGAACACACUGUAUGAGGAGCCAUUGGUAUCCCAGCACCGAGUCAAGAAGCGAUAUGUAACGGUGUAUGGGUUUACUCCGGCGAAUCUCGAAGCUGUUCUGGACAUGAUCCGGUCUUGCGGAGACAUCCUUGAGAUUGAGUACGGGAAGAAUUGGGUGAAUGUUCUGUUUGGGGGCGAAGAGGGCAUCAAAAAAUGCCUGAGGAUGAACACGUCGAUUGUUGGAGAGGAGAUGAUUGGGGUGUUCAGGCAAGGAGGUGGCGUUGUUGAUGACAAGGAUAUUUUUGUGAGGCACAAAGGUGUUUUUACAUCGAUAAUGGAGUACUUUUUUGGAGAUUAA
Messenger RNA from Ordospora pajunii, 432 nucleotides. RefSeq lists its product as uncharacterized. Lineage: Eukaryota; Fungi; Microsporidia; Ordosporidae. Bases 1 to 432 code for a protein of 143 amino acids. Gene Ontology annotation, molecular function: nucleic acid binding. The record is from RefSeq and is a predicted model, not a curated record. The transcript has a single exon.